Pelodiscus sinensis (Chinese soft-shelled turtle) is the source of this 2120-nucleotide messenger RNA. The record is from RefSeq and is a predicted model, not a curated record. NCBI's taxonomy places the organism in Eukaryota, Metazoa, Chordata, Testudines, Trionychidae.
AUGCUACAAAAGCUAUUUACAGGUGGCUUCUUUCAGAUUAUGUCAAGCAAUAUUUCUGCAGAUGACAUGCUGUACACAGAGACAGAUCUGGAAGAAAGCAUGGACAAAAUUGAAACCAUCAACUUUCAUGAAGUAAAAGAGGUGGCAGGAAUCAAGUUCUGGUGUUACCAUGCUGGCCAUGUCCUGGGAGCAGCCAUGUUUAUGAUUGAAAUAGCUGGUGUGAAGCUUUUAUAUACAGGUGAUUUCUCAAGACAGGAAGACAGACAUUUGAUGGCAGCUGAGAUUCCUAAUAUUAAACCUGAUAUUCUUAUCAUUGAAUCCACCUAUGGUACCCAUAUUCAUGAAAAAAGGGAAGAGCGAGAAGCAAGAUUCUGUAACACUGUUCAUGAUAUUGUAAAUAGAGGAGGUAGAGGUCUCAUUCCUGUCUUUGCCUUGGGUCGAGCUCAAGAGCUACUUUUGAUCUUAGAUGAAUACUGGCAGAAUCACCCAGAACUCCAUGACAUCCCUAUAUACUAUGCCUCCUCUUUGGCAAAGAAAUGCAUGGCAGUGUAUCAGACAUAUGUAAAUGCUAUGAAUGACAAAAUCCGCAAGCAAAUCAACAUCAACAAUCCAUUUGUUUUCAAACACAUAAGUAAUUUGAAGAGUAUGGAUCACUUUGAUGACAUUGGCCCUAGUGUUGUUAUGGCUUCCCCGGGUAUGAUGCAGAGUGGUUUAUCAAGAGAAUUAUUUGAGAGCUGGUGUACAGAUAAGAGAAAUGGAGUCAUAAUAGCAGGUUACUGUGUUGAAGGAACACUUGCCAAGCACAUAAUGUCUGAACCAGAAGAGAUCACAACUAUGUCAGGACAGAAGCUCCCAUUGAAGAUGUCUGUAGACUACAUUUCUUUUUCUGCUCACACAGAUUACCAACAAACCAGCGAGUUUAUCCGAGCACUGAAACCUCCACAUGUGAUAUUAGUGCAUGGAGAACAGAAUGAAAUGGCCAGAUUGAAAGCAGCAUUGAUACGAGAAUAUGAAGAUAAUGAUGAAGUUCACAUAGAAGUUCACAAUCCUAGGAAUACUGAAGCUGUGACAUUAAACUUCAGAGGAGAAAAGCUUGCCAAGGUGAUGGGGUUUUUAGCAGAUAAGAAGCCAGAGCAAGGACAGAGAGUUUCAGGCAUCCUGGUUAAAAGAAACUUUAACUAUCACAUCCUUUCUCCAUGUGACCUCUCCAAUUACACUGAUUUGGCUAUGAGCACCGUAACACAGACACAAGCUAUUCCGUAUUCUGGCUCUUUCAGUCUGCUUUAUUACCAGCUACAGAGACUGACAGGUGAUGUAGAGGAAAUUGAAAUCCAGCAAAAACCAGCCUUGAAGGUUUUCAAAAAUAUUACUGUGAUCCAGGAACCCGGCAUGGUGGUACUUGAGUGGGUGGCAAAUCCUGCUAAUGAUAUGUAUGCAGACACUGUAACAACAGUGAUCCUGGAAGUUCAGUCAAAUCCCAAAAUACAGAAAGCUGUUGUACAUAAGAUUCCCAAAAAAGUAGAUAUGGAUGUAUUUAGCAAAAGGAUGGAGAUCAUGCUUCAGGACAUGUUUGGAGAGGACUGUGUUAGUGCAAAAGAUGGCUCUGUUCUAAGUAUCACAGUGGAUGGAAAGACUGCAAAUAUUUCAUUGGACACACGGACUGCUGAAUGUGAGCCAGGAAAUGAAGAUGAUGAACCCCUUCGGGAAAUGGUGGAGUUGGCUGCACAGAGACUCUAUGAUGCCCUCAGUCCAGUAUAUUGACUUGACCAAGCAGUAAAUAUCUAGGAAACACAAGAAUAAUCUUUAAUAUUUGAUUCAUUUUCACCAUUUUCAUAAAAAAUAAAAUAAAACUUGCCUUUAGCAAGUCAUAUGUACUUAUUUUCUGACCACAAAACUGCUUAUCUUUCAUUAUAAAUAACAGAUGGUUCAUCUGUUAUUGCAGCUAUAUUUAUGGAUAAUGUACAUUUAUGCAUUUGUUGUGCAUAUGUGAAUCCAUUAAUGGGAUUUACAUGCAUAAUAAGAGAAAUGUCUUACCCUGGUGUGAUGUAGUAGAGAGCCUGAAAUAUUUAUAAAAUAAAUGAGAGGAAUCUCAUAUUUCCAAGAUGUGCUAACCUGUUGAA